UCAUCUCCUUUUUUCUGUUGCUGUCUGUAACUGUGAAAAUAGCCAAAAUGUUGGCAAAAACGAGCGUGGACGGCUCGCUGCGGGCUUUGAGGACGCUGCGGCUGCUGGUUCUGGUGAGCCUGUGUGUGUUCAUCAGUGUCUCAGCAGCAUCAUCUCCAGCCCAGGAGGAGGACAGUGCCAUGGAGAACAUCGUUACAGAGAAGAAGGCUGAGGAGAGCCACAGACAGGACAGCGCAGACCUGCUCAUCUUCAUCCUGCUCCUCACCCUCACCAUCCUAACCAUCUGGCUCUUCAAGCACCGGCGCUUCAGGUUUCUGCACGAAACCGGGCUGGCCAUGAUUUACGGCCUUAUUGUCGGGGUGAUCUUGCGCUACGCCGUUCAGGUCCCUCGGGAGCCCAGAGUCAUUUUGCCGAGCUGCGUCAACUCCAGCCCCGCCACCCUGCUGGUAAAUGUCAGUGGCAAAUUGUACGAAUACACCUUGAAGGGGGUGAACAGUGGCAACGAGAUGACUGACAACGAGAUGCUGCGCAAGGUUACGUUCGACCCUGAGGUUUUCUUCAACAUUCUUCUCCCGCCCAUCAUCUUUCAUGCAGGCUACAGCUUGAAAAGGAGACAUUUUUUCCAGAACAUGGGAUCCAUCCUGGCUUAUGCCUUCGUGGGGACAGUGAUUUCCUGUUUUAUUAUUGGGUUGUUGAUGUACGGCUGUGUCACGCUGAUGAAGCACCUGGGCCGGCUGGGUGGAGACUUCUUCUUCACUGACUGUCUAUUCUUUGGAGCCAUUGUCUCGGCAACAGACCCGGUGACGGUCCUGGCCAUCUUCCACGAGCUGCAGGUUGACGUGGAUUUGUAUGCGUUACUGUUUGGAGAGAGCGUCCUCAAUGAUGCAGUAUCGGUCGUUCUGUCCUCGUCUAUUGUUGCAUACCAGCCACAAGGAGACAACAGCCACACGUUUGAAGCCAUGGCCUUGCUGAAGUCUUUAGGGAUGUUCCUUGGCGUUUUCAGCGGCUCCUUCUCUCUGGGCGUUGCCACGGGAAUCGUUACAGCUCUCGUGACGAAGUUCACCAAACUGAGGGACUUUCAGCUGCUGGAGACGGCUCUGUUCUUCCUCAUGUCCUGGAGCACCUUCCUGCUGGCUGAAGCUUGUGGCUUCACAGGUGUUGUGGCUGUGCUCUUCUGUGGCAUCACUCAGGCCCACUACACCUUCAACAAUCUGUCUCCAGAGUCUCAGGACCGGACAAAGCAGCUUUUUGAGCUGUUAAAUUUCCUGGCAGAAAACUUCAUCUUCUCCUACAUGGGUCUGACCCUGUUCACCUUCCAGAACCACAUCUUUAAUACCAUGUUCAUCGUCGGAGCUUUUCUGGCGGUGUUUGUGGGAAGAGCUGCUAACAUCUACCCUCUGUCGCUCCUCCUUAAUCUGGGUCGACGCAACAAGAUUAGGUCCAACUUCCAGCACAUGAUGAUGUUUGCAGGGCUGCGCGGUGCGAUGACCUUCGCCCUCUCCAUCAGGGACACGGCCACGUACGCCCGCCAGAUGAUGUUCUCCACCAAUCUUCUGGUGGUUUUCUUCACUGUGUGGAUUUGUGGUGGCGGCACCACUCAAAUGCUGUCCUGUCAGCGGAUACGAGUGGGAGUUGACUCUGAUCAGGAAAACUCUAUGAGUUUUGCUGACGGAUCAGAGAGGAGAAGCACCAAACAAGAAAGUGCCUGGCUUUUCAGAAUUUGGUACAACUUUGACCACAACUACCUGAAGCCCAUCCUGACGCACAGCGGCCCCCCUCUCACCACCACGCUGCCUCCCUGCUGCGGCCCCCUCGCCCGUUUCCUCACCAGCCCCCAGGCCUAUGAGAAUGAGUGUCAGCUAAAGGACGACGACUCUGACCUCAUCCUGACGGACGGUGACAUCAGCCUGACUUAUGGCGACAUCACGGUCAGCACCGACGCCACAGGCGCCCACACCAGCAGCGGACUGGCCGUGGACGACCUGGACCGGGAGCUGGCGUACGGCGAUCACGAGCUGGUGAUGAGGGGCACGCGCCUCGUUCUGCCCAUGGACGACUCGGAGCCGCCGUUCACGGAUCACCUGCGGAUGUGAAAACCAGGUUUCAGCGCAAACGUCCAGUAAAAUCAGACCUGAGCCACUGAGCAAAAGACGAGUACUCUCCUCUUUUCACACUCCCUUUUUAUUUAACUUUUUUUUCUUUUUGCUCACUUCCUCUUUAGGAAAUCUCUGUCUCUACCUCAUUCUCUUUCUGCUCAUUUCAUACCUCUUAUUAAAUCAUUCCUGGUUUUCUUCACAUUUCUCUCUCUUGUCAUUCAGCUUACUGUAGCAUUGCAGCAUGAGUUAGUGAGUAAAUGCAAACCCCAACCACUUCCUAAUUUGUCAGUGUACAGUAUAUCUCAAGAGAAACUAUAACGUUGUUAUGCAUGUGGAGGUUGCUUGUGUUUUCUUUGUAUUUUAGCAUAUAGAGCUUUUUUUUUCUUUUUUUUUUCGGUCGGCGUUUUGGGUCUGACUUUGAAUGUUGCUGCCUUUUCUCUGAGCAUCAGAGGCAAGCUGACCCAGUGGAAAACUUUACUGUACAUUUGGUUACAAUCAAGUGCCUGGGAAUUGUAGUUUUUAAGCAUGGCAACUCUAUACUAGAUUAUCUCUGAGAGGGAAAGUAACUUUGGGAUGGUACAGGAGAAAAUAUGGAAAUAUAUAUUAAACCCAAGAGAAGCCUCCGUCCCUAAAGGUAGCAAUAUACCGCGCAGGUGUGUCGGGAGAGUUUGUGCUUGUAAAUAUUGUGUGAAGCCAGCGGGCAGCGACAGGAGCCAGUUACGGAUCUCUGUGGGUGACCUUAGACUGUGACAUUAGAGAGAGGCUUAACGCCUUCCUCUGGACGCCGGUCACAGCAGAUUGAAGGUUUGCUGCUGUGAAAGUGAGACCUAAAUGAAGUGAAGUGAGUCAGCUUUGUGCCAUUCCCGUCACGCAUUUUGACGCUUCGUGUAAACCGAAUCCAUUCGGCCUUAAAGUGUUUUCUACGCUUUUUGCAGAGGAACAUUUGUCAUGCACAUCCAGCUUUGUUCACAUAUUUCUAUUCAGAUAUUUUUUCAGUAAAGUGAUAUAAAAUAAAACGUUUCGGUACCUAAA
Poecilia reticulata (guppy) is the source of this 3128-nucleotide messenger RNA. The record is from RefSeq and is a predicted model, not a curated record. NCBI's taxonomy places the organism in Eukaryota, Metazoa, Chordata, Actinopteri, Cyprinodontiformes, Poeciliidae.